AUGGCGUCCACCUCCACCAAGAUUGGCCAUGGACUGUCCAAAUUCCUUAGGAUCAAACUCAAUGAGCGCCAGGCACAAAAGGAUGCCGUGACACGUGGUGAAUCCGCCUAUUCAGUCAGUACUGCCGACACAUAUGUUGAAGAGGAACCAACCACCAUUGAAUGGCUGGGAGACCUCAUACCCUCUGGAGCCGCUAUGGGCAGCUACAUUCGCGAUAUAUUUCCCUUCACUAAGUGGAUUCUACGAUACAAUGUUCAAUGGCUUAUUGGAGAUUUGGUUGCUGGUAUCACCGUCGGUGCGGUGGUCGUCCCUCAGAGCAUGGCCUACGCCAAACUAGCCGAGCUCCCCGUCGAAUUUGGUCUGUACUCUUCGUUUAUGGGGGUUCUCAUCUAUUGGUUCUUCGCCACUUCCAAAGAUAUCACCAUCGGCCCAGUCGCUGUCAUGUCCACUAUCGUCGGAAAUGUUGUCCUUAAGGUCCAAAAGGAACAUCCUGAGAUCCCGGGUUACGUUAUUGCCUCAUCCCUCGCCAUCAUUGCUGGCGCCAUCAUUUGCUUCAUUGGUCUUGUCCGAUGUGGUUGGAUUGUCGAUUUUAUCCCUCUCCCUUCAAUUUCGGCCUUCAUGACUGGAUCUGCAAUCAAUAUUGCCACUGGUCAAGUUCCAAAUAUGAUGGGUAUCAAGGUCAAGGGAUUCAAUACUCGCGAUUCCACGUAUCUGGUCAUCAUCAACACCUUGAAAUACCUGGGCCACACCAAAGUCGACGCUGCGAUGGGUUUGACGGCGCUAUUUUUACUCUACCUCAUCAGAUGGGCAUGCGGGUUCGGAGCAAAGAAAUACCCACACCGAGCGAAACUCUUCUUUUUCCUGUCCACCCUCCGAACUGCAUUUGUUAUUCUACUCUACACUUUGGUCAGCUGGCUCGUCAAUCGACAUCACCGUGAUGACCACGUCUUCGCGAUUCUUGGGACUGUGCCUCGCGGUUUCAAACACGCCCAAGUCCCAAAAAUCAACACUGACAUCAUCAGCUAUUUUUCAGGCGAACUGCCUGCCUCAAUCAUUGUCCUUCUUAUCGAACACAUUGCCAUCUCCAAGUCUUUCGGCCGUAUCAAUAACUACACUAUCGAUCCCUCACAGGAGCUCGUCGCUAUUGGCGUCACGAAUUUACUUGGACCGUUCUUGGGAGGUUAUCCUGCGACUGGAUCUUUCUCCAGAACAGCCAUCAAAUCAAAAGCUGGUGUUCGAACCCCUUUUGCAGGUGUCAUCACAGCGAUUGUCGUUCUGUUGGCCAUUUACGCUCUUCCGGCGAUGUUUUACUACAUUCCAAACUCCUCACUGGCCGGCGUGAUUAUUCACGCCGUCGGUGAUUUGAUCACUCCUCCCAACACAGUCUACCAAUUCUGGCGAGUCUCGCCUCUAGACGUCGUUGUCUUCUUUGCGGGAGUGUUUGUCACCAUAUUCUCCUCUAUUGAAAAUGGCGUUUACACAACUAUUUGUGUAAGUGCUGGAAUUCUUCUGUUCCGUGUCGUGAAAGCCCGUGGGCACUUCGUUGGAAAGGUCAAGAUUCAUUCAGUCAUUGGUGAUCACUUGGUUGAAGACAAAUUCCAUGACCAACAACGACUACCGGGUGAUGAUGUCGCUCUGAGAAAUAUUUUCUUGCCGUUGGAUCACAAUGAUGGCUCGAAUCCAUCUAUCAACGUCGAAUCUCCUUACCCUGGUAUAUUCAUCUACCGAUUCAGCGAAGGUUUCAACUAUCCCAAUGCAAACCAUUACACCGAUUAUCUUGUGCAACACAUUUUCGAAACUACACGACGAACGAACCCUGACUCCUGGCCACGUCCUGGUGACCGCCCAUGGAAUAAUCCUGGCCCUCGACCAGGUAAAACAGAGCCGAAUCGCUCUCAUCUUCCCACCUUGAAAGCUAUUAUCCUUGAUUUCUCAUCAGUCAACAAUGUCGACGUGACCAGCAUCCAGAUUCUGAUCGAUGUCCGCAACCAACUCGACCGCUAUGCCUCACCCGAUGUCGUUCAAUGGCACUUGGCUUGUAUCAACAACCGUUGGACCAAGCGCGCUCUUGCUUCUGCAGGCUUUGGCUACCCAACUGUUGCCACGGAAGAGUGGCAUCGCUGGAAACCAAUCUUCAGUGUCGCAGAAAUUGGAGGCUCGGCUUCGGCCGCUGCACUUGCCGAAGAUGAAGCUAAUAGGAGAUCAUCAUCAAGACACCAUCGUGAUGAGGAACACGGUGGCUCACGACCCGGGAGCAGUAGUAGUGGUAUCAAGGCUAUCAAAUCCGAGGCAAUCAAGGAGCACUAUGCCGAUGAUUCGACAACGGGCUCCAGCAACGGCAAUGAUCUCAAUAAACAGAUCAGCAACAGUAAGGCAUACACUAGGACUUCAGUCAAAAAGGUUGCCGUUGUGCAUGGCUUGAAUCGACCUUUCUUCCACAUCGAUUUGACCAGUGCACUGCAAUCUGCCAUUGCGAAUGUUGAACAUCAGGAACAACUGAAGACGGUGGAGCAUGGUAAGUCCGAAGGACUUUCCACAGGUAUCGAACCUGCUUCUUGA
Messenger RNA from Rhinocladiella mackenziei CBS 650.93, 2559 nucleotides. RefSeq lists its product as uncharacterized. The transcript has a single exon. The record is from RefSeq and is a predicted model, not a curated record. Bases 1 to 2559 code for a protein of 852 amino acids. Lineage: Eukaryota; Fungi; Ascomycota; Eurotiomycetes; Chaetothyriales; Herpotrichiellaceae. Gene Ontology annotation, biological process: transmembrane transport. Gene Ontology annotation, molecular function: secondary active sulfate transmembrane transporter activity. Gene Ontology annotation, cellular component: membrane.